Molecule: messenger RNA, 1789 nt
Organism: Mus pahari (shrew mouse)
Lineage: Eukaryota; Metazoa; Chordata; Mammalia; Rodentia; Muridae
Gene: Sbsn
Product: suprabasin
Exons: 5
Coding region: 9-1649 (546 amino acids)
Source: RefSeq, a predicted model, not a curated record
UUCCCAACAUGUAUCUUGUCAGUUUGCUCAGCUCCUGCUGCCUCUUAGUGCUCCUGGGGACUCUGCCUACCCGGGCAGCCCAUGAGGAUCCUGUCGAGAAGGUCAUAGAAGGGUUCAGCCGAGGGCUGAGCAAUGCCGAGAGAGAGGUGGGCAAGGCCCUUGAAGGCAUCAAUAAUGGAAUCACUCAAGCUGGAAGAGAAGUGGAAAAAAUUUUUGGUGAACUCAGCAACAUGGGUAGCCAGGCUGGCAAGAACCUGGAACAUGGCUUGGACAAAGUAGCCCACGGCAUCAACAAUGGCAUCGGACACGCAGAAAAGGAAACAGAGAAGUUUGCCCAUGGGGUCAACCACGCCGCUGGACAGGUUGGGAAGGAGACAAACAAAAUCAUCCAUCAUGGGGUCCACCAGGGGGGCAGUGACGCAGGGAAGCUUGGCCAGGGGGCCCACCAUGCUUUUGGUCAGGGNGGGAAUGCGGCAGAGAGGUUUGGUCAGGGGGCCCACCAUGCUUUUGGUCAGGGCGGGAAUGCGGCAGAGAAGUUUGGCCAGGGGGCCCACCAUGCUUUUGGCCAGGGCGGGGAUGUGGCAGAGAAGUUUGGCCAGGGGGCCCACCAUGCUUUUGAUGAGGGUGGAAAUAUGGCAGAGAAGUUUGGCCAGGGGGCCCACCAUGCUUUUGGCCAGGGCGGGGAUGUGGCAGAGAAGCUUGGCCAGGGGGCCCACCAUGCUUUUGGUCAGGGCAGGGAUGUGGCAGAGAAGCUUGGCCAGGGGGCCCACCAUGCUUUCGGUCAGGAUGGGAGAGAAGGAGGCAAAAUGGUGCAAGGGGCUGAUCAAGGACUUAGCCAUGCUGCAAUGGAGGCACAGCAGUUUGGUCAUGGUCAUGGGCAUGGUUAUUAUGCUGCAGGGCAGACUUGGCAAGAAGGGGACAAAGUAAUGCAUCCUGGGGUCAGCCAGGCUGGGGAGGAGAUGGAGCAGUUUGGCCAGGGUGUCCACCAUACUAUUAAACAGGCUGAAAAGGAAGCAGAAAAAGUGGCCCAUGGGGUACAGAAUGGAGUCAACCAGGCCGGGAAGGAGACACAGAAAGUUGGCCAAGGGGUCCAGACUGGGUUCAACCAGGGUCAAAAGGAAGCAGAAAAAGUGGCCCACGGGGUCCAAACUGGGGUCAACCAGGCCGGGAAGGAGACACAGAAAGUUGGCCAAGGGGUCCAGACUGGGUUCAACCAGGGUCAAAAGGAAGCAGAAAAAGUGGCCCACGGGGUCCAAACUGGGGUCAACCAGGCCGGGAAGGAGACACAGAAAGUGGGCCAAGGGGUCCAAACUGGGGUCAACCAGGCCGGGAAGGAGACACAGAAAGUUGGCCAAGGGGUCAACUAUGCUGCCGGCCAGGCCGAGAAGGAAGCGGAGAAGCUUGGCCAAGGUGUCCACCAUGCUGCUGGCCAGGAAAUGAACAGGUUGCAGCAAGAUGUUCAUAAUGGGGUCAACCAACCCAGCAAGGAGGCCAACCAGCUGCUGAAUGGGUCUCAUCAAGGUCAAAGCGGAUACGGAGGCCAGCACGGAGGGGCCGCAACCACUACAGUAGUAUCUGGGGCCUCGGUCAACAAGCCAUUUAUCAACUUCCCAGCUCUUUGGAGGAGUAUCGCCGCCACCAUGCCCUAAACUGAUGCCCAGGCAACAGAACGCUCCUGUUGUCACACCAGCUGAACCAACCCAGAGGAGCAGGGGCUUGGGGAGAGCUUCCUGAGUGCCCUUGAGAGGGCUGCUUUGAGCUUUGUGAAUAAACUUGAACACACUCUCCC